Molecule: messenger RNA, 4758 nt
Organism: Lodderomyces theae
Lineage: Eukaryota; Fungi; Ascomycota; Pichiomycetes; Serinales; Debaryomycetaceae
Exons: 1
Coding region: 1-4758 (1585 amino acids)
Source: RefSeq, a predicted model, not a curated record
AUGAAGGUUUGCAACUUGUUACUUGUUGCUGCGGUUGCCAACUCGUUGGCUAUCAAAACCCCGGAAAAAAAUGCUGCCAAUGCUAAUGACGCUUCCAAAAAGACUGGCAGCCAUAGACUUGGUUUCAAACACCACAAUGCUAUGAGAUUGAGAAUGCCAUUCAAGUCGGCCAAUUCAGCUGCUCAACAACAAGAUCAAGCCCAAAAUGAAUGGAGUGUUGAACAUCAAGCUGAUUAUGCAUUGAGGACUAAGUUUCAAGAUGAUUCUGAUAAUGAAGAUAGUGCCCAUGUUGAUGGAUCUGAGUUGGGAUUGGGUAAUUUUGCGGAAGUCUUGGCUGAUGAAGUUGCUUCUGAUCCUACUUUUACCGCCAAGUUUAAAUCUGGUGGGUUUGGCGACAUGUUUUGGCUGUUGUUGAGCAUUGGCAAGGAUUUGACCAUGGAGAAGAUUAACAUUUUGAAGGAUAUCUUGUCCAUGUUGGAUCAGAUUAAGAAUGCUCGUGCUGAGCAUGAAGAAGAGCCAGUUUCGAUUAAAAUUGUCGAUCAAGCGCCAAUUUCCAAGAGGGGUGUUGAGGAAACUGCUGACAUUGAAGAUUUGAACAAUUUGAUUAAGCUCGAUAAAUUGAAGGAUCUUUUCAAGAAGGGUAAAGGUGGCAAAGGUGGCAAAGGUGGCUGGAAGAACAAGUUUGGUAAGGGAAAACACGAUGAUGAUGUGGAAAAGGAUGACGAGGAUGAUUAUUCCGACAACGACAAUGAUUCUGAAUAUGAUGACGAGGAUUGCGAAGAUGAUGGAUAUGAUAACAGAGGUUGGGACCAAGGCAAGAAGAAGUCUGGAUACAACAGAUCAUCCAGCAACAAGAAGAACGGUUUCAGCAAGAACAAGAGCUCAACUCGUAACAGCAAGAAUGGAUCCAAGUUUGGAUAUGGUAAAGGUCAAUCCAAAUCCAAGGAUUGGGAUCGUGCUGAAGUUGUUGAUGAUGAGGACUUGAAGCAACGUGAUUUUGAUCGUUCCAGAUCUGACUCUUCUCAUUCUGGUAGAACUGAUGGAAGCGACAGAUUGAGCGGUGCUCAUAAAGUUCACGGACGUCUUGAAGAUUGUGAUGAUGAUUUUGAUCAUGGAAAGGAUCAUGGAAAAAAUCUUGACAAAAAUCGUGACUUUGGUAAAAACCACGGUUGGAAGAACGAGACUGAUCAUGGAAGAAAGAGUGGUAAAGGCAAGGAUCAUGAUUGGAAUAAUGAUGAAGACUGUGAUGACUUUGACCGUGACAAUGAUUCUCGUGGUAGAGAUUGGAACAGAGGCAACGGAUCUGGUAAGAAAUACCGCUCAUCGAAAGUUUCCAAGAAUGAAGAAGUUCAUUUGGCUGUGAGAGACUUGAGUAAAUUGAAAAAAAUGAUGGGCGGUAAAAAGGGAAGGACCUCUGUUGCUCAAACUACUCUUGCUGCAACUACCGCUGCCCCCGAACCUGAACCAACUGAGGAAGAGGAAUGUUCUGAGGCAGAGCCAGAAAUUGAAGCACCUACUGUUGUUACCACUACUGUCUUGGCUACUCCAACUGGUAAGGCAGGUGGAUUGAAAUCAAAGUUGAAGAGCAUUUUCAAGAAGGGUGGAAAUGGAAAUGGAAAUGGUGUCGGAAGUGGAAGCGGAAGUGGAAAGUUGAGUGGCUUGAAGGCCAAAUUCUCAAAAAGUAAGGCCACUACUAGCUCAUCUGUUGCUGCCAUUAUCACCACCGUCACUGUUGACUGUCCUGAAUCUGAAACUGAAACUCCAAGCACUGCUCCUGUUGAAGAUGAAGAUUGUCCAGAAGACAAGAAAUUGGCCAAUGGAAAAUCUGAUAAGGCAAAACGUGAUGAAGCUUUGGAUGUUUCUGUUGAUUCUAGAUACUUUGGAUUUGGUGGUAACAAGAAUGGUAAAUCUGGAAAGGGAAACAACGGAAAGUCCGAAAAGUCCAAGCCAGACAACUUUGAUGAUGAAGACUGCGAUGAUGAAGAAGGAGCAGCAGCAGAAAAAGAAAAAGAAGAAGAGAAGAACAGUGGAAAACAAAACGGCGGAAAAAAAGAUAUCAAAGGUAAGUUGAAGGGCAAACUCGGUGGCUUGAAAGGCAAGAUGGGCGGUGGUGCUGGAAUGAAGGAUAAACUCGGUAGCUUGAAAGGCAAGAUGGGCGGUGGUGCCGGAAUGAAAAACAAGCUUGGUGGAUUGAAGGGAAAAUUCAAAAAAGGUGGCAAAGCCCAAAAAGAUGUUGCUGAUGACGAAGAUUGCGAAGAUGACAUUUACGAUAACAAUGGAAACGGAAGCAAGAAUGGGAAAACUGGAGGCUUUGGUAAGGGCAAACGUGAAGUUGAAGACAAUUUCUUUGACUCAAGUGCCGAAUGGUGUCAUGACUCUGAUUGUGCCGAUGAAAGCUUUUUCACCGAUAAGGUAGUGGCUGCUGCAGGGAGCAAUCGUAUAGGGCUGGAACCCCAAUUUUUCGCUCAAAGCGUUGUAUCUAAACAUGAUUUAGUUGAAGAUUUGUUGUUGAAGGUUUUUUUGCAAUUGAAGCAUUCUGGCUUGAUUAAUGAUAUCAUUAAGAUGUCCUUGACUGAUGAUCUUGUUAGAGGAGCUUUGACUGAUAUUACCAUCAAGUUGUUGAAUGCAAAUGUUAUUCCUUGGGAUGAGAUUAUCCUUGCUAUAAAGACCCAUGGUCUUGUUCUUGAUGUUACCAAGUUUACUUUGACCAAUCCAGAAGUUAGACAAGGGUUGGCUUCGUUUGUUUUGGAGCUCAUUCCUGGUUUGCUCAAGAGUGGUUCAUUGACUGCUCAACAAGUUGUUGAGCAAUUAAAGGUUGAAGAUAAGCCAUUUCCAGGAGUACUUGGUAAGGCCAGAGACCCACGUAUCCAACCAUUAGGUCCAUUUCCAGAUGAAGAGUUUCCUCAUGAUCACCAUGAAAAGAAUCACGUCAAGACCAUCAAGGGUCACGAAGAGGAACAUCAUUAUGUAAAGGUUCGUAAUGCUACUCAUGAACACGAAAUUGAGAAUCACGAACAAAAGAAUAAGGAUAUUGAGAAGUUGCACCAUGAAGAGAGCCAUCAUGGUGAUCACGAAGAAGACGAUUACGAAAGCAAGCACCAUGAGUCUGAAAAGGAUUACCAUGAGGAGUCCAAACAUGGUGGUAACGUUCGUGAAAAGGAUCUCCAUGAAUUGAAGAAGGAUCACCACAAGGAGAACCAUCACCAGGACUUGAACAGAAACGGUGAAUUGCGUGAGGAGCAUCAUGAAAAGAGCAACAAGGAAUUGCAAAAGGAAAACCAUGACCAGGAAUUCCAAGUUGAAGAGGAUGUUUCCAACCAGCAAAAGAGGGAAGAAUUGGACCAUCAUGAGAAGGAAAUUCACAAGAAGGAAAAGGAUUUGCAUGAAUUGGAUCUUCAUGAACAAUAUGAUGAAGGUGACGAGCAUCAUAAAGUUGACCUUCAUGAAAAAAAUAAGCAUGGUUUGGAAAAGGAUCUUUACGAAAAGAAUGAACAUGAAAAAAAUGAAGGACAUGGUAAAGAUCACCACCACAAGGAUGAGCAUGAAUUGACUCAAGAUUUCCACGAAAAGGACCUCUCUCAAAUUGAUGAUGAUGCUGAUGGUACUCAUUAUGAUAAGAAUUUGCACGAAUUAGAUGGUGUUCAAGUUGAAAAAGAUCUUCACAAGGAUUAUGUGCGUGAAGUUGAACACAAGAUGAGAAAGAGACAUGAAGUUGAACAUUUUGAAGAGGAUUUUCACAAGAAUGUAACUGAACACCACGAACAUGAUUCCCAUGAAGCUGUUGAUGGCGAUUCGGUGCAUCAUGAAAAGGACAAGCAUCAAAAUGAGGAUCACAGUGUUGAGCAUGAUAAGCACUUGGUUAAUCACCACGAAGAGGAUCAUGGUGAUUUUGACUAUGAGAAGGAUUUCCAUGACUUGGAUGAAUUUUUCAAGGAGAAGGACCACCAUUCUGAUUACUAUCAUGAAGUUGAUCACAAGAGAAGAAAGAGGCACGAAUUGGAACGUUCUGAAGAAGAUUUCCACAAGGAUGUUAAGGCACAUCACGAAGCUAAUCAUCAUGAGAGUAUUGAGGAUCAAUGGGGUCGUGAUGAAAAAGUUCACCACAAGGAGGAUGAUUUUGCUUUGGGACGUGACAAGCAUGCUGUUGAUCACCAUGAGGAAAACCACAAUGACGGGUUGGACUAUAGUAAGAAUGUGCAUGAGUUGGAUGAUGUUUCAAAGGAGAAGGAGCAUCACAAGGAUUUCUACCAUGAAGUUGAACAUGAUCUUAAACGUCGUGAUGUUGUUGGUUACGAACACGAUCAAGUUUCUCAAGGUAGAGAGUUGCAUGAUUUGGACAAGCAUUUCAAGCAAAAGGAUAAGGACCAUUUUGCCAAGGAUAAUCUCUAUGGUGGAGAACGUCAUUACAAGGAACAUUAUGAAAAGGAGCACCAUGAGAAGGAGAAUCAUGAAGCUACUCCUGAUAGAAAUCAUUAUGAAAAGGAGGAGCAUGACAGAGAGGAGCACGGUAAAGAGAAGCACGAAAAGGGACCUCAUGAGCAUGAAGAGUUUUCAAAGGAGCAUGGGAAGAGUGUUGACAAGAAGGAGUCUAGUGAAAGUGCCUUUGGUAAGAAGGAGCAUGAAUUGAAGGGUAGCUUGGGUAUUCAGUUUGUUCCUGUUGAUCCUGCCUCCGCUGCUGCCUCCGCUGCUGCUGCUGCUGCUUCUGCUGGGGGUCCAACACAAGCUCCAGGACAAAUUAUUCCUCCAGUUGGAGCUUAG